This is a messenger RNA of Tigriopus californicus, 1036 nucleotides long. It is a transcript of the gene Clp, whose product is annotated as cleavage and polyadenylation specificity factor subunit 4-like. The record is from RefSeq and is a predicted model, not a curated record. Gene Ontology annotation, molecular function: zinc ion binding; RNA binding. NCBI's taxonomy places the organism in Eukaryota, Metazoa, Arthropoda, Copepoda, Harpacticoida, Harpacticidae. The transcript is spliced from 3 exons. The coding region runs from base 128 to 1006 and encodes 292 amino acids.
GGGAGAUUCUGCUGCUCCACUUUGUCAACAAACGCAAAUUUCGUGCGAUCUCAAGAAGGCAACCUGACCUCAGAGGGUUCAUUUUUCUUCGUGCCAUCCAAGAGUGACGCGGCCGUUGAUUGAUCGCAUGAUCCCGUUCAUGAUGGAUCAGGUGGUGGCCAAUGUGGAUCACAUCCAGUUCGACAUCGAAGUGGCGUUGGCGCAACAAUUGGGCGCCCAACCUUUGCCCUUUCCGGGCAUGGACAAGUCCGGCUCGGCCGUUUGCGAAUUCUACGUCCGAUCCACAUGCUCACUAGGCACUCAAUGUCCCUUUCGCCAUGUUCGCGGCGAUAAAACCGUGGUUUGUAAGCAUUGGUUGCGUGGUUUGUGCAAGAAGGGUGACCAAUGCGAAUUCUUACACGAAUACGACAUGUCCAAAAUGCCUGAGUGCUACUUCUACUCAAGAUUCAAUGCUUGCCACAACAAGGAAUGUCCUUUCCUACAUAUCGACCCCGAGAGCAAAAUCCGCGAUUGUCCCUGGUACGACCGCGGGUUCUGCCGUCACGGUCCGCAGUGUCGCCAUCGUCAUGUGCGCCGGAUCCUCUGCCUCAAUUAUUUGGCCGGCUUCUGUCCGGCAGGCUCCGAAUGCAAGGACGCUCACCCUCGGUUUGAGCUGCCCACCGCGUCAGACAACGACCCCAAGUUCGGGAAGAAGGUCAUUAUCACGUGCCAUUACUGUGGGGAGGUGGGUCAUAAGGUGUCGCAUUGCCAGAAGCUCACACCCGAAAUGAGAGAGGCUCAUAUGAAUUCCAACGACCACGGAGGCGGGUUCUUCGGUUACCGACCGGGUCACCCUCAGGGAACUACGUAUCAACCCGCCGGGGGCCCGGGAACGGAUCAGCCCAAGAAGUUCAAGAGUCUGGAUGAAGUGGUGUGUUUCAAAUGUGGAGAGCAAGGCCACUUUGCCAAUCGGUGUCCCAAAGGACAUUUAGCCUUCUUGAGCAAUCAUGCCGCCAUCCGUAAUUGAAUAAUGAAGCAACACAAGUAUUAUUUUUAA